Molecule: messenger RNA, 1593 nt
Organism: Drosophila eugracilis
Lineage: Eukaryota; Metazoa; Arthropoda; Insecta; Diptera; Drosophilidae
Gene: Nach
Product: sodium channel protein Nach
Exons: 5
Coding region: 1-1593 (530 amino acids)
Biological process (GO): sodium ion transmembrane transport
Cellular component (GO): membrane
Molecular function (GO): ligand-gated sodium channel activity
Source: RefSeq, a predicted model, not a curated record
AUGGGUCACGAAGAGGAGCUGACACCGGAGGAAGUGGAUCUGAAAGUAUCGCCCUUUGUGGGUUCCCUUCGUCGCACUUGGAAUGACUUUUGUUCCACCAGCAGUAUCCAUGGAUUGAGAUAUACCCGCGAUGAGGACACCAAUAAAAUUGUGCACCUGGUAUGGCUGCUGAUUUCGCUUGUGAUGUUCAUUUGUGCUGUUGUUAUGGCGCACACCUUCUACAUGGACUAUCGCAGCAGUCCAACGCGAAUGAACGUGGAUAGUGAUCACACGCCAGUCAAUAAUCUAUACUUUCCACCAAUCACUAUUUGUCCAGAUGUACUUUUUAAUAUGCAAAAGUCGGAGGCUUUCUUAAAAACUCUACAACUACCGCCAGGAGCUGAGUUGAAAGGAAUUCUUCGAAAACUUCACAUUUUCUAUGGUUUUAUGUUAGACGAUGAGCGAUAUUCUAAGGAGGAUAUUGAUCAAAUGGAAUCUGUGCUUUCCUUGAACAAUCUCACAAUUCAACAAUUUGUGGAACACCUACGUUGGGACUGUAAUGAAAUUCUAUAUCGCUGCCGAUUUAAUGGCAAUAUUUUGGAUUGCUCAAAGAUUUUUCAGUUAUCGAAGACAUUCUUUGGUCACUGUUGUUCGUUUAAUUUGCGGCAGAAGGGGUUGGUUUUCAAUUUCAUCUUAAAAUUAUAUUCAACAAGUUUUAAUAACCGUUUUCUAUAUAGUCUUAACUUUACAGCCCAACGAGCUAUAGGAGGUAUGAAAUAUGGGCUUUCCCUAAUUCUACGUUAUAAAGAUGACAGCUAUGAUCCGGUACAAUCGUAUUCUUACGGAGUAAAGCUGCUAAUCCAGGAAGUUGAUGCCUUUCCCAGUGCCCAUGCUGCUGCUAAAUUUAUAGCCUUCAACACGGAGACUUUUGCUGCCCUCAGACCUCAGGAAACCUUUUGCUCUGCAGCUGUCAAGGCCUUAACCAUUAAGGAAAGAAAUUGUGUUUUUCAAAAUGAGUUCCAUUUGCGUUAUUUUUCGAAUUAUGUUUAUCCCAAUUGCGAGCUAAACUGCAGAGUAACCAAUAUGGUCAAGUUCUGCGGCUGUCACACGUACUUCUUUGACUUUAAUCGAACCACGGAUCGAAUUUGUACUUUCAGAGAUAUUCACUGUCUGGUGGAUAAUUUUGCUAAUAUAAUUACAAGGAAAAAGAGCACCCAAUGCUAUUGCCCUCUAACCUGUGAACACUUUGACUAUGAUGUCCAGAUAUCCAAUUUUCCUCUCGAACUAAACAUGCCAGUUGCGGAUAACUUCUACUCAGGAAUAGCCAAAAACGAUGGGAUACUGCAUGUCUUUAUCAAUUCCUUUAGCUAUCGACGCUUAAGACGUGACUUGCUUUCUAAUAUGGUUACUUUGGUUUCUAAUCUUGGCAGUGCCUUUAGUCUCUUUAUUGGCAUGAGUAUGCUCUCGGUGGUGGAGAUAAUCUACUAUUUUUCGGUAAUUCUGCGCAAAAACUAUAAUUUGGAAUGUGAAACGCGCAACAAGAUGCUUCGUAAGGGGCCAAAGUUUGCCUGGCCCAAAGCAAAUGAGACUCAUAAUAAACAACCCAAAUCAUAA